AUGCUUCAAAAAGCCAGUGAAGACCUUGAAAGAGAGAAAAAAGAAGUAGAAGAGGAGAAAGCCCGAACCCUUUCAGAAAAAGUUCCACCCUUACAGUAUGGUGGCCUGAACCUUCAGCAGCUACAGGAGUUGUGCCACAAACUUCAUAAACAGAUCGAUGCUGCAGAUGAAGAACGCUUUGACAUUGAAGCAAAAGUCAAAAAGAAUGGUUUGGAUAUUGAUGGCUUAAACCAGAAGAUUUUUGACCUCAAGGGAAAAUUCAAGCGCCCCAACCUGCGCAGAGUUCGUAUCUCAGCUGACGCCAUGCUCAAGGCCCUCUUAGGAUCUACAACUAAGGUUUCCCUAGACCUGAGGGCUAACCUGAAGUCAGUGAAGAAGGAAGAUGAAAAGGAAAAAAAUGUUGAAGUUACUGACUGGCGUAAAAACAUUGAAGCUAUGUCUGGAAUGGAGGGCAGAAAGAAGAAGUUUGACACCAGUAAUGCAUAA
Staurois parvus is the source of this 486-nucleotide messenger RNA. NCBI's taxonomy places the organism in Eukaryota, Metazoa, Chordata, Amphibia, Anura, Ranidae. The record is from the annotation of a GenBank genome assembly.